This is a messenger RNA of Nelumbo nucifera (sacred lotus), 666 nucleotides long. RefSeq lists its product as uncharacterized. Lineage: Eukaryota; Viridiplantae; Streptophyta; Magnoliopsida; Proteales; Nelumbonaceae. The record is from RefSeq and is a predicted model, not a curated record.
AUGCAGAUAGGAAAAGAGAAGUUCGUGAAGUGGCCAACGAAGUUGAAGCGGAACCCCAAGAGGGGGAACCCUACAAAGUACUGCAAGUACCACCGUGGCACCGGACACGACACCGAGGACUGCCACGAUUUGAAGAAUGAAAUAGAGUCCCUCAUUCACCGAGGACACCUCAAGCAGUUCGUCGGAGGAGAGGCUGGUGCCUUGUCAUCCCAACAGUUGCAGCACCAGCAAGGGGCAGGCGUCAUCGACGUCAUUGCCGGGGGCAUGGCCUCGGGUGGAGCCUCGGCUUUGGCUCAAAAAGCCUAUGCCAGGCAUCUCAACAUCCAGGAGCCUACCCCGAAGAAGCAGAAAUACCUGGACACUCCACAGAGGCCGAGAUGUUCACAUGCCCUCGUCUUCAUUGACGAGGACCUAAAGGGGGUUAUUGUCCCCCACGAUGAUGCCCUCGUGGUCACAACCAUCAUUUCCAAUUUCAUGGUGAAGAAGAUUUUAGUGAAUAGCGGCUCGUCAGCCGGCAUCAUUUUCUAUGACACCUACGAGAGAAUGAAGCUCACGCCAAGGAGGCUCCAGCCAGUUGACGCUUCUCUCGUUGGCUUCUCUGACACCGUCACCAGGCCGGAAGGAAAGAUUACCCUGCCCAUCACGGUGGGGACAAUGCCACACUAG